Messenger RNA from Cylicostephanus goldi, 354 nucleotides. Lineage: Eukaryota; Metazoa; Nematoda; Chromadorea; Rhabditida; Strongylidae. The record is from the annotation of a GenBank genome assembly.
AUGAUUGAUGCCAGGAAUGAGAAUUGUGCAGCUGUGAAUGUGAAACCGGUGACAUUGGAGUUGGGCGGAAAAGCUUCGCUGAUCAUUUUUGAGGACGCAGAUGUUGAUUCAGCUGUUUCUGGUGCAAUGAUGGCCAAUUUUUUCAGUCAAGGGCAAGUGCUGGUACAACGAAAGUUAGUCGAUGAAUUCGUCGCGAAGCUACGUGAGAAGACAGCUGCCAUGCGCGUUGGUGAUCCACUUGACGAAAAAACCAAAGUUGGCGCAAGUAUCUCAAGACAACAUCUGGAAAAAGGUACGUCAAUUCCCGAGUCAUGUCGUGCAGAUGCGUCACAGUUUCGAGUCCGAAAUGCUUAA